CCCCCUCCCCCAGCCACACAAACAUAAGGUGGCCAUCAGACCGGCGUCGCCAUCACGUGUGACCAAGAACUCCAAUUCGUCUAGUUUUGUCCCUUGUCUCGACACACACACGCCAGGAUGCCAGCCAAUAGGAGGAGAUUUAGCCCCAAUUCUUCCGGUGGAAAUUAUCGAUCAAGGUUUGAGGGCAGUCAGGGAGGUCGAGGCAAUGUUGGAGGCUGGGGGAACUAUGAUCGCGGAAACAGACGCUAUGACCACAGUGAGGGUUAUGGCGGCGGCUAUGGUGACAGGAAUGCCGGAGGUUAUAACCACCAGGUGGUGAACCCCUGGGAGACGGGUAUGGCGCCGUCCUCGGGUUUCAUGCCACAUGCUGGCGGAACGGGCGGAAGUCUGUUGGGGGAGUUCCGAGGAAAUUCCGACAUAGUCGGGUCCAUUAAUCAUCUGAGCCGAAUGAACAACCCCGAAUCCAAGAUUGCUUUGAAUAUCCUCAGUGCAGUGCUUGCAAAAGAUGAAGUUCGUGGUGGCUGGAGCGGUGGUCCCCCUCUUGAUAAAAGGAGGCGCUUGGAUACAGAUGGGGGUUAUGAUAUCCACCGAGGGCAGUCAUUUUCUCCCUCAAUGCAUCAUCUGGCCCACAAGGUUCCUCAGCGUGACCAUCAGUACAGCCCCCAUCGGGCUGGCAACUUUCAGUCCAACCGCCGUGCUAGGGGUGGUCGUUCCUUUGGCCAAGCUGGUCGUCAAGCGACGACACAGCAACAGCCAAGGAAGACAGUAUAUGCCAAGAAGGGAAAGCCCAACAAUAAUAAGGGCCUUGCUAAGGACCAAAAGAAGAAGGGUGAGGCAUCAUCUGCAGCUGGUCAGACAGGAGAUAAAACUGAGGGUUCCUCAGCUACAGCUGACCCUAACCAGAGUGGCGACGAUAAUGAAGAAAUGGAGACAGAGAAGGAAAGUUCGGGAGAGAAAGAGAAGGCGGUGAAAGCCGAGAGUUCUGACAGUGAAGAGGAGAUGGAUGAAGAUGAUGAUGAGAUGACCACCUUACAGGCAUUGAGAUGUCACAUUUGUAACUUUUACAAGUUCACUAAUAUGAAGACAUUCAGGAACCACUUGGAGAGCAAAAACCACGAACGCAUGCAGCGGACGUACCACCUCAAGGGUACUGCUAUUCUCCAGUACUUAAGGGCUCAGUCAAAGCUGGCUGCCCAGCGGAACAUACUGAGGCUACGGAGGAUGGGGUCGCAGGAACGCAUCAUGCAGUGUACCAAGUGUCAGUGUCACUAUAUGGGGACGCUCGCUGAACACUCGAGAACCCGUGAACAUAGUCUUGUGAGCAACUUCACAAAAUGUUCGCUCUGCUCACUCUGGUUUGAGAACAGGAUGGAACUGGAGAAGCACCGUCUCUCCUUCCUGCACAUGAUGAGGGAGGCUAUUAUGGAGAAGACAAGGGAGAAGAAUGCAUUGGAAAGUGCCAAGGAGCCAGAGGAGGAGAAAAUUCCCGAAUACGAACCUUUCAACAAAUUUCAUGUUGCUGUAGAGAAGAUGAAGAAUGAAAACAAGCAUGGGUAUGUGUUCAAUUUGAGUCGUAUGCCAUUGUACGACCCUGCAAGUCUCACAGGCUUGAACUUCAUAAUGAAGAAGUCCCAUUUAUACUGCAAAAUCUGUUCAAACAGAUCAAUACCAUCACCAAAAGAGGCUUUGGAUCACUUUUCUUCAUUGCAGCAUUAUGAGAAAUAUGCUGCUUACCUGAAGGAACAAGAGGAAGCGAAAGAAAAAGCUGCUAGAGAGGAGGAGGAGGAGAAACUUCGGCAGCUCAAGGCUGAAGAAGAAGCUGAAGCUGCCGCGAUGGAAAACAAAAAUGGCGACAAUGUGAACACAGAGGAUGAGAAUGAUGCUGAAGGUGAUGCAGGAGACACGGAAGAAGGUGAUGCUGAUGCAGAAGCAGAGGAUGCAGGUGAGGAGCCAGAAGGUGAUGAACUUGAAGGUGAAGCAGAAGCUGAAGAAGCCGAAGCAGAAGAAGCUGAAGUAGAAACUGAAGAAGCUGAGGCCGAAGUAGAGGUAGAAGUCGAGGCUGAAGCUGAAGCAGAAGCUGAAGCCGAAAGUGAAGCGAUGGACACUAGCUCACCUGCUGGCAAGAGCGAAUCAAGGAGGGGCAAAGCAACUAAUAAAGUGGGGGAUACUUUAGAAUUGCUAGAGGAAGAUGAUGAUGCCAUACUGGACAGUGAUGUGGAUGAUGAAGUCAAAGAAUCUUUAACCAAGGGCAAGGCAAUGGAUGUUGGUGAUGAGUUACCAGUACUUGAGACUGCUGGUGUAGAGUUGAAAAGUAGGACAAAGGCCAAAGCAAGUAAAGCACAACCUGAGGAGGAAGAGAAAAGUGAAGAGAAGGAAGAUACUGCUCAAGCAGUGUCCACCCCCCGUGGCCGGAGAGGACGAGGGCGGGCACGUGGACGAGGUGCCAGGAAGUAGUGUCGAGUAAAUAUGGCAUUUUAAACUGGAACCAAAGUCUGCUGUAAUCGUGAGGAACCAGCUGUGGAAAGGGCUUCUGAUGAUUAGUGAGUGCUCUUGGAUUUAAAAUGGGGUGGGGGGAGGGUACAAGGAGAGAGCAGCUCCAGAAAUCUAAAUUCAUGGUUUAAAAUGUACUGGGGGAGUACUUUGUAAGGCGUGUGUAAGGAAGUACUUGAACGAGUAAUGCAUUUGAUGUAAACGAAUGCAGUUUUGUUUGCAUGUGACUUGGUCAGUGUACCAAAAGAACUCUUAAAGCUUUACUUUUGCUUUUUUAUUUCUUGUGAAGUCCAGCUGUACUUUGUAUAAAAAUAAGUGAUAAAGGGUGAAUGAUUUGAAGCAGUGUACGAGAUUUAAAUAAGGCACACUCAUGCUGUACCAUAUAUAUAUAUAUCGAAGCCUAAGUGUGUAGAACUAGUUCAUAAUGGUAACUUAGAUUUUUACUGCCUGUUUAAGAAAACGUUUAGACGCUCCGAAAUUUGUAUAAUGGUUCGCUACCUAUUGUAUAACUCAUUGUAUAUCUUUAUUUUGUAGCUCCAAAAGGCAGUGCACAUGUAAUUUAUUCAGCUUUUGAAGAUUUAGGGUGUUGCAACAUUCUCUUGAUAUAGCCAUAUAUACAGUAGUCAAUCCCAAGCAACUAUAGUGGUUGAAUUUGACUUUUUUAUAUAUACGUACAAGACUUCUUUACCCCUGACUUUUGUUUUGCCGCCACAAUUAACUUGGGGUUAAGACUGGAGACACGGAAAUUUAAUCUUGAGUGGCUAUUUUUUUUUUUUUUUAACUACAGUACUGUAAUAAGAAUUUUGGAUAUUACUUUUAUUUCAUGGAUUAUUAAAAUUAAAAUUUAUAAACAUCCUGCUGUAUAA
Procambarus clarkii (red swamp crayfish) is the source of this 3356-nucleotide messenger RNA. Its product is annotated as zinc finger protein on ecdysone puffs. Gene Ontology annotation, molecular function: nucleic acid binding; zinc ion binding. NCBI's taxonomy places the organism in Eukaryota, Metazoa, Arthropoda, Malacostraca, Decapoda, Cambaridae. The record is from RefSeq and is a predicted model, not a curated record.